Messenger RNA from Mercurialis annua (annual mercury), 567 nucleotides. RefSeq lists its product as uncharacterized. NCBI's taxonomy places the organism in Eukaryota, Viridiplantae, Streptophyta, Magnoliopsida, Malpighiales, Euphorbiaceae. Gene Ontology annotation, molecular function: nucleic acid binding. Bases 1 to 567 code for a protein of 188 amino acids. The transcript has 2 exons. The record is from RefSeq and is a predicted model, not a curated record. Gene Ontology annotation, biological process: DNA integration.
AUGAAAAAGUAUGGAGUUCGCCACAAGAUUGCUACACCCUAUCACCCACAAACAAGCGGACAAGAGGAGUUGGGCAAUAGGGAAAUCAAGAGAAUCUUAGAGAAAACGGUGCAAAUCUCAAGAAAAGAUUGGGCGAUGAAGUUAGACGAUGCACUGUGGACAUAUCGGACCGCGUUCAAAACUCCAAUUGGCAUGUCCCCGUACAAAAAAGAGUCAGGUGCUAAACGCCUUCUACAACUCAAUCAAUUGGACGAAUUUCGACAUUCGGCCUACGAGAGUGCACAACUCUAUAAGGAACGAACGAAGAAGAUACACGAUGCGAACAUUUCGAAGAAGGAAUUCCAUGAGAGAGAUUAUGUUUUGUUAUUUAAUUCACGACUUAGAUUGUUUCCUGGAAAAUUGAAGUCGCGAUGGAGCGGACAGUUCAAGGUGAUAAAAGUUUUUCCUCAUGGAGCGGUGGAAUUGGAAAACUCAACCGAAGUUGCAUUCAAAGUAAAUGGGCGAAGAUGCAAACAAUACCUCGGUGGAUUGAUGGAGCGACAAAGGGAAGUUUUCUCCCUCACUUAA